Salvelinus fontinalis (brook trout) is the source of this 5594-nucleotide messenger RNA. RefSeq names its product receptor for retinol uptake stra6-like. Gene Ontology annotation, cellular component: plasma membrane. Gene Ontology annotation, molecular function: signaling receptor activity; retinol transmembrane transporter activity. Lineage: Eukaryota; Metazoa; Chordata; Actinopteri; Salmoniformes; Salmonidae. The record is from RefSeq and is a predicted model, not a curated record. The coding region runs from base 739 to 2751 and encodes 670 amino acids. The transcript has 17 exons. Gene Ontology annotation, biological process: vitamin A import into cell.
GUUGGUAAUCCUCGUCUGAAAAAGCCCGUUGUGUCGUGGGACUGAGAACUGGGGGUGAGACAGACAGACAGACAGACCCAGCCUGCAGUACGGAGCCGCAGCCUCGCAGCCAGGAGUCUCUCAGCACGGACCUGUCACAUCACAGUACUGCAGCCCCACAGAGGACCCAGGCACCUGAAGAGCGAGAGAGAAGAACAGAGCGCAAAAGAGAGGAGAAGAGAGGAGACCAAGCACAGGGUACGGCGAGGGCACCACACCACUUCACACCAGCCAGAAAUGCAAACACCACCAAACUUUUGGAGAAACGACUAAACUUUUUUCCUCUUGAUCAAAAGGAGACCUGAGCUGAGUUACACAGGACCUGAUAGUUGGGUGAACAGCAGGGCUAUACUGUACCUAGAGUGGGUUCUAGGGUGAUCCGAGAGUGUUCCCGAGAGUUCCCGGGAGAGUUCCAAGCGUGUUCUAGAGUGAGUUCUAGGGUGAUCCGAGAGUGUUCCCGAGAGUUCCCGGGAGAGUUUCAAGCGUGUUCUAGAGUGAGUUCUAGGGGGAUCCGAGAGUGUUCCCGAGAGUUCCCGGGAGAGUUCCAAGCGUGUUCUAGAGUGAGUUCUAGGGUGAUCCGAGAGUGUUCCCGAGAGUUCCCGGGAGAGUUCCAAGCGUGUUCUAGAGUGAGUUCUAGACAGCGUUCUAGAAUAUUUUCAUCGGCCAUAGGAUCCGUGGGAACUAGAGCCAGACAGCAGGAUGAGUGCCACUGAAGACAUAGCAAAGGACUACUAUGACUACCCUGAUUGGAACAUGGAGAACGCUGUGCCUACCAAGGUCCCGGUUGAAGUAAUCCCACCAUGUGACCCUACAGCUGAUGAUAGACUCUACCACAUCUGCAUCUCUGCCAUUUCUCUGGUGGUCAUGUUGAUCCUAGCAUUCCUUGCCAGGAGGAGGAAGCUGGCGGAUGGGCAGAAAAGAGUCCCAGGGUUACUCAGCCCAGUGAACUUCCUGGACCACACGCAACACAAGGGCUUAGCUGUAGCAGUGUUUGGCGUGCUGUUCUGCAAACUGUUUGGUCUGGUUAUCGCCCCAAACCCUCUUCCCUUCACCACAGACCAAGCCAACAAACAGUACUGGAUUAUUGUCUCGUUGUUCUACUACCCUGUUCUGUACCUUCCUCUCCUGGCCUGUGGAACGCUACGUAACGCCGUGGGGUACGUUCUGGGGUCCCUGCUUUCCUGGACUCACUUUGGGGUGCUCGUCUGGCAGAAGGCCGACUGCCCCAAGACACCAGAGAUCUAUAAGUACUACUCCCUGUUGGCCAGCCUGCCCCAGAUCUGUUGCCUGGCCUUCCUCAGUUUCCAGUAUCCUCUGCUGCUGUUCAAGGGCCUGAAGGGGACAGAGAAAACCACCACUGGCGAGGACCUGAGCAGCAGCUACUACAAUGACUACGUCAAGAAUAUACUGAAGAAGAAGAAGCCUUCCAAAACCAGUACAGAGAAGCCCACACUGGCGGAGAGGAUAACUGACGCUGUGAAGUCCUACAUGUACACACCAGAGGAAGUUUUCCGGUUCCCUCUGAAGCUGGCGAUAUCUGGAGUAGUGUCGUUUACUGCUAUUUACCAGAUGGCUUUGGUGUUUGUGGCUAGCGUCGUGCCGACGCUCCAGAUUGUCCGUCAAGGCGUCAACGAAGACAUCGCCUUCCUACUGGCCGGUUUCAACAUCGUAUUAUCAGAGGACAGGGCCGAAGUCGUCCGGAUAGUGGUCUAUUACAUGUGGUGUGUAGAAGUGUGCUACCUCUCUGCGAUGACCCUGUCCUGCUCAGUGAACCUGCUCAUGCUCAUGAGAUCCAUGGUCCUGCACCGGUCUAACCUAAAGGGGCUGUAUAGAGGAGACAUCUAUAAUGUAUAUAACUGCCAGAGGAGUAUCAGACCAUCUCGUCCUGCCCUGGUCUGCUGGAUGGGAUUCACCAGCUUCCAGGCUGCUCACAUCUGCUUAGGUAUGCUGAUCCAGACCAUAGUGUUCUUCCUGUGUCUGCUGAUCGCUGUGUUCCUCAUCAUCAUCCCCAUCUUCCACGGACAGAACCUCAUGCUCUUCAAGGUCCUGGGGAACAUGUGGCCGUUCUGGUUGACGCUGUUCUCAGUUGUAGUGGUCCAACAUGUCACCACCAGGUUCUGCUUCAUUAAGAAGUCGACAGGGACACGGGACCUCUACAACAGGGGUAGUCUCUUCCUGCUGACCUACCUCUUGUUCCCCGUCAACGUUCUGAUUGGCGUGGUGCUGGGGGUGUGGCGGCUGGUCAUCACGGCCCUGUUCAAUAUCGUCCACCUGGGACGCAUGGACAUCAGCCUCCUCAACCGCAAUGUAGAGACCUUUGACCCCGCCUAUCGUUGCUAUGCUCACUAUCUAAAGAUUGAAGUGAGUCAGAGUCACCCGGUGAUGAAGGCCUUCUGUGGGAUGAUGCUGCAGUGUGCCAGGCAGGACGAGGACGAGAAGAAGGCCCGAGACGCAGAGGAAGGCAUCCAGCUAGUCAAUCAAGAGAAGAAGCCGCAGCAUAAGGUAUCCAUCUCUAAACGGGCACGGGGCCACUGGCAGCUCCUCUACACCCUGGUCAACAACCCCUCGCUGGUGGGCUCCAGGAAGCACUUUCAGCGUCAGAGCAGCGAGAGCUUCUUCAACGGAACACUCAACUGGGCUGCAAAGGAGGGGAUCAAGAAGGAGGCAGGAAACACGGAGGCAGGGAAGGAAACGGAGGCAGCGACUAACUGAGACUGAAGCUGUCUCCCAGGCUUGGGGUCAAUUCCAUUCCAAUUCAGGAAGCAAACUGAAAUUUAAAGCCGCAUUAUGUCACUUUUUGGGUGACCUGACCUAAUUCCCGUAGAAUUGUGAGUCAUAGAUCUGUCAUUCGCAUUGAAAGCCAGUCUAAGAAGUGGUAGCUCUGUUCUGUGUGCUAUUUCUAUGCUUCCCGAUCUUAAGUUUUGGUUUUGUACACCAGCCUCAAACAAGAUUUUUGCUUCUUAAAGAUAUUUCACAGUGGUUUACACGGUUUAGAUUUAUUAUGAUCCCCAUUAGCCGACGCAGAUGGAGACAGCUAGUCUAACUGGGGUCUGAUACCAUGGAGACAGCUAGUCUAACUGGGGUCUGAUACCAUGGAGACAGCUAGUCUAACUGGGGUCUGAUGCCAUGGAGACAGCUAGUCUAACUGGGGUCUGAUACCAUGGAGACAGCUAGUCUAACUGGGGUCUGAUGCCAUGGAGACAGCUAGUCUAACUGGAGUCUGAUACCACGGAGACAGCUAGUCUAACUGGGGUCUGAUGCCAUGGAGACAGCUAGUCUAACUGGGGUCUGAUACCAUGGAGACAGCUAGUCUAACUGGGGUCUGAUACCAUGGAGACAGCUAGUCUAACUGGGGUCUGAUACCAUGGAGACAGCUAGUCUAACUGGGGUCUGAUGCCAUGGAGACAGCUAGUCUAACUGGGGUCUGAUGCCAUGGAGACAGCUAGUGUAACUGGGGUCUGAUGCCAUGGAGACAGCUAGUCUAACUGGGGUCUGAUACCAUGGAGACAGCUAGUCUUAAUGGGGUCUGAUACCAUGGAGACAGCUAGUCUUACUGGGGUCUGAUACCAUGGAGACAGCUAGUCUUACUGGGGUCUGAUACCAUGGAGACAGCUAGUCUAACUGGGGUCUGAUACCAUGGAGACAGCUAGUCUAACUGGGGUCUGAUACCAUGGAGACAGCUAGUCUAACUGGGGUCUGAUGCCAUGGAGACAGCUAGUCUAACUGGGGUCUGAUGCCAUGGAGACAGCUAGUCUUACUGGGGUCUGAUACCAUGGAGACAGCUAGUCUAACUGGGGUCUGAUACCAUGGAGACAGCUAGUCUAACUGGGGUCUGAUACCAUGGAGACAGCUAGUCUAACUGGGGUCUGAUACCAUGGAGACAGCUAGUGUAACUGGGGUCUGAUGCCAUGGAGACAGCUAGUCUUAAUGGGGUCUGAUACCAUGGAGACAGCUAGUCUUAAUGUGGUCUGAUACCAUGGAGACAGCUAGUCUUAAUGGGGUCUGAUACCAUGGAGACAGCUAGUCUAACUGGGGUCUGAUACCAUGGAGACAGCUAGUCUAACUGGGGUCUGAUACCAUGGAGACAGCUAGUCUAACUGGGGUCUGAUACCAUGGAGACAGCUAGUCUAACUGGGGUCUGAUACCAUGGAGACAGCUAGUCUAACUGGGGUCUGACAUAACGAUAAAGACAUUACAGACAAAUUAUUUUACAAUGUAUAUAAAUGUAAAACCCUUAACAUGUAGUGUGUGUGCAUCAGUUCCACGUCAGUAGGUACCGUACAUAACAGGUAGGUCACAUGGUUUAAUGCUUCUCUACUCCGCUUGUUUUGUCACUGUUAGAAACAAGGAAAUGGCAGAGCUCAUACUGCCCCUUUUAAAAUACACAUUUCCUUCCAUUGCUUUUCAAUGAGGGAAAAUUGGAUUUAGAGUUUAAUUUUACUAGCAGAAUUGACUGAAUUGGAAUGGCCUUUGUUGGUGUAUGGAUGGCUCGUGGGCAGAUUAUAACUGGUGUAUGGAUGGCUCGUGGGCAGAAUAUAACUAUAGUAUUAUAUGUCUAUGCAUUGAUCUGACUGCAUUCGUUCAAGUAAGUGCACUUAGGGCCGUAGGUAUUCUGACUUGAGUUUUGUGCGCUUGCCUCUGUUUUUCAUGCAAGUUUCCCAUUGAACCAAUCAAUCAAUGAUCUCUGAUUUGUUUAGAAAAUGGAAAGAUUAGAUGUAAACGUGGUAGACCUUCUAGCUCAGUGCCUCGGGAAGUCUGUCUUCUGAGUGGCUACCUGUCUAGGGCUUGUGUCCUAAAUGGCACCUUAGUUAGUUCCUAUAUAGUGCACUACUUAUCAGCCCUGGUCCAAGGUAGUGCUACACAGUGGGAUCAACCUGGAUGUGCGUUGUCUGUCUCUUUGUUCGCUCUGACGCCCCGACAGAAUCUCUAGUCUAGCAGGAAAGGUAGCGUGACACUGAACUCCUCUCUGACCAUAGCCUGGAAGCCUAACUGAUACACUCCAUUUCACCACUGGAAACAGAACUUAUCAUCUUGGAAUCCAGGCUAGUUUGACCAUGUAUACGUGGGUUAGAAUGUGACUAUUUAUUAAUAUACAGACUGCUCUGUAAUGGAAGAUUAUAUAGUAGCUGUUAAUUUUCAAUGUUACACUGACUGGUGUAAAUAUCUAUUGUAUGCUGGAAGCCAAACUGAAUUGUUCCAAAACGGUACAAUUCUGUUCUGAUUCCAGGCUAAUAACUAAUAUCUAUGUUGAAAAUGUAUGAAAUUGUGAUUAAAAUGUAGACAGAUGAAACUGUUUACUUGACCUCUUUGCUGUAGUUCACCUUGCACCUCUUAUAAAAUAUCUCUACUAUAAUUCCGCUGAUAUUGUUUUGGAUUGUUAUUUUUGUCAAUUUAUAGUUGUGAAAAUGUAGCUUCAAUGUUAUGUGUGCAGGAUCAUCUACUUAUUCUCUUUGUGUGUUGCGGCAUAUUGUGACAGUGACUCGAGUAGCUUUUGAAUGAAAUAAAUACAUUUAUGGUAUGAUUAACAUGAAAUUAAAACGAAAGAUGACGAACGA